AUGUCGCGGGGUCAGCGAGAACUUUCUAUCGCCCAACGCCGGCGUAGGCGUCACGUCUCUUCAACUCGCAGCAAUGUGAAUGACCUCGUUGGCAUACCGUGGAAAGAGGAGAGGGAUCUUCGAAAAGCCAUCUACGACUCCCUGCGCGACCAGCAUCUGACUCCCUCGCAUCACUCUCUGCGUCCGUACAAUCGCUGUAAGGCGACAGAGAAGAAGACGAGGAAAGCAGUGGUACCAGCGAUGGCAGAGUCAGUGAAGACCGAGAAGGCCAAGAAGAUGGAGGGAGGCAUCUCAACAAACCCCCACCCACGGAAGUCGCGUCCCCUGCCAGGCAGCCUGUCGCACCAAUUCCUUCUCACCUCUUCCUACUCCCGCUCCUUUGCCCUCCUCUCCCUCACCUCUGCUGCCGCGCGACGCAGUCUCGCUCGUGCUGCUGCCACUGCCAAACCGCGCCCUAGGAAUAUCGUUUCUCGUGCAGGCUCCGCUUCUCGAUCCCUCAAACGAGAUAAUAGUGGAAGACGUGGUUUUCGAGGCUGUGGGAACUCGGCGGUUAUGAAAGCGGAGCAGAAGGAGGCGAAGGAGAAGGAGGACGUCUUUGAGGUGCUGGUGGAGGACGACGAUGGUGAAUUCGUUUCACAAAUCGUUAGCGAGACGUGUUUCAACGCUCUGCGCAGCGUAAGUGCAGCAGAGACGUCUGGCAGACGGGUGGCUAACGCUGCAUCGUCUUUAGUGGUCGUCUCCACUACGGCGGCGAACCGCUCGACUCCGCCUAAGAUUGGUCAGUCAGCUGGGGCACGUACUCCGCCACCCCCAUCACAUCCACCGUCCACCUCUGCUCUGCCCCCCUCGCUGUGGCAGGACUCCCAUGGUCUUCCUGUGGACACUCACGAUUUUGUCGACUUUCUCUGCUUCUACGGGACGCCUUGCCUGCCAGAGAAGCUGGCCUGGUUUGCCGACCCACCUAGCCGAAGGGUCUUUUCCACUGGCCGUCCGAGCUCAGCGACGGGCGGUGCCGGUAAACAGCUUUCACAAUCCACAAGCACCCCGGUUCAAACAUCAUCGUCCACCCCCGCCUCUACCGCCAUCACCGCCCCAAAUAACACGCCUCACAAGACGCCCGUCUUCGUGGCCCGCAAAACAGCCUCCAUCGUCUCUCACCCUCUUAACAGCGCUGCUGUUACUGCCUCUCUCGCCUUCUGCGAGACUGCGAUCCAGCCUUCUUCAGGACCAUCUAGUGCGAAAAGCGACAAUAAUAACAAGAAGAAGAAGCAAUCAGAGUUGACAUUGUCGACCUCUUCAUCAUUCUCUUCACCGUCAUCACCUGUUCCCGAAGUCGCGGGGCGGAGGGAGCAAAACUCGGAGCAAGAACUAAGUUUAGCAGAGGGUCGCAUUCCGGCGUUAAAAAAUCCGGCCGCUUGGCAAAUUCUGGCAACACAUUGUGCCGGUCUCUCUUUUCAUCUCUUCGUUCUGGUCAUUGCGCGUAUUGUCUCCUCUCUAAGAGCCUACUCGGGGUCCAGCUACUCUCGCUGGCAGAAAAAUAAAAUGUACAAAACGACUGUAAAAAUCCCCACUGACUUUGUGAACAUUGAUGAAUUGUGCAAUUAUAUUGAACAAGUUUAUGAUGUUAGGAUUAUGGCACAUCCGGGUUUCACCAAAGAAAUGGUAAUCAGGACCAAUUUAGCAUCAGAAUUGGAAGGCGCACAAAAUCUUGCCCUCCUCUUUAUUGGUCCUGAAUCAAAGUUCGAAUUCGAAUUGCCUGUGAAAAUCCUAAAACUUUUUACUAUUCCUACUAUCCAACGUUACCUUGCGAGGAGCUACAAGCUGAUAGUCACUGAUAUCGGUUGUACUCAUUUGCUUUUUCGUGGCUCCGAGGUAGCCGUAUCACUUAUCUCGAAAGCUUUACUAAAAAUCCAGCUCUCAAAACCCUACUCCCAUUCCUUAGUGGAUGAAAAUUUGAUUAGGUUAUGCUGUUUGCACGACAUAGACGUCAAGCAGCUAAGCGAUGUGAGUGAAGAACUUCGCUCCGUGCUCUACGAUUUUAUUGUGGAACUUGAAAGCCUUAUGAACGCUCAGUGUUCUGCGACACAGGACUCAAAUGGGCUCGAUGAACCUGGGUUCGUUGAGGUAUUCAGGCUGAAUAAAUCUUUGCAAAAUCAGGUGCCGCAAAUCCUGAAAACUUCUCCAUUAAAUGCUUCUGCCGCUACCAAAUCCGCUUCACGACCACGAACGCGCAACCGUGCUCAAAGCUGUGAUCAACGUGGCGUACCACUUAGAGUUCUCGAAACAGAGGUCAGACGUCUUCGUCCCAUCGUGAUAGACGGCGCCAACGUCGCUCACGGCGAGUCUUCUAAUUCCACUUUUAAUGUAUCCAACUUGCGCUGCGUUAUCGACUACUUUGUGCAACGCGGUCAUGAGGAGAUAGCGGUGGUGCUGCCCAGCGAUGGACGGGCGUCCUGUGCCGCGGUCUUUUCGCCCACGGAGAUUGCUAAAUACUUCGUCUUCACGCCUGUCCGACGCCUUGAUCGAGGCGUCCGACCCCAAAGGACUGAUGACGACAGUGUGAUUCUGCAGUACGCCCAAGAAAAGGACGGCGUAGUGAUCUCCAACGAUCAGUAUCGCGACUGGCUGAAGGCAAGGCCCGAAUUCCGCGAUCUCAUCGAAAACCGCGUGAUUCCCUACAGUCUUCGAAUGGGCAUUUUCAUCAUUUCUUUCUACCCCUUGGGCAAGCAUAAGCCCUAUCUUGACGAAAUUCUCGCCUUCCCGGGAUGA
Messenger RNA from Echinococcus granulosus, 2769 nucleotides. Its product is annotated as putative ribonuclease ZC3H12C. Gene Ontology annotation, molecular function: RNA endonuclease activity; mRNA binding. The transcript has 17 exons. NCBI's taxonomy places the organism in Eukaryota, Metazoa, Platyhelminthes, Cestoda, Cyclophyllidea, Taeniidae. The record is from RefSeq and is a predicted model, not a curated record. The coding region runs from base 1 to 2769 and encodes 922 amino acids. Gene Ontology annotation, cellular component: nucleus; cytoplasmic ribonucleoprotein granule.